Psammomys obesus (fat sand rat) is the source of this 801-nucleotide messenger RNA. Its product is annotated as 60S ribosomal protein L35a-like. The transcript has a single exon. Gene Ontology annotation, cellular component: cytosolic large ribosomal subunit; ribosome. Gene Ontology annotation, biological process: cytoplasmic translation; ribosomal large subunit biogenesis. Bases 90 to 422 code for a protein of 110 amino acids. The record is from RefSeq and is a predicted model, not a curated record. Lineage: Eukaryota; Metazoa; Chordata; Mammalia; Rodentia; Muridae. Gene Ontology annotation, molecular function: structural constituent of ribosome.
UAUGAUGAUACAUUAAGAAUUGGGUUUGCACUCUUUUUGUCAUCUUGGCGCCUGUGGAGGCCUGCUGGGAACAGGACUUCUAAGCAAACAUGUCUGGAAGGCUGUGGUGCAAGGUCAUUUUUGCUGGCCACAAACAACGUCUCCAGAACCAAAGAGAGCACACAGCUCUUUUGAAAAUUGAAGGUGUUUAUGCCCAAGAUGAAACUGAAUUCUACUUAGGCAAGAGAUGUGCUUUUGUAUAUAAAGCAAAAAACAAUACAGUGACUCCUGGAGCCAAACCAAACCAAACCAGAGUGAUCUGGGGAAAAGUGACUGGGGCCCAUGGAAACGGUGGCCUGGUUCCUGCCAAAUCCCAAAGCAACCUUCCUGCAAAGGCCAUUGGACACAGAAUCCGUGUGAUGCUGUAUCCUUUCCGGAUUUAAACUAAUGAAAAGUAAAUAAAUAAAAGUGGAUUUGUGGAAGAAAAAAAAAAAAGAGUUGGGUUUGAAGAAAAAAAAAAAAAUAGAAGCCAGCGUUGAGUGAAAGGGGAACACUUCAAUAAAAAAGAUCCAUUACAUAGUCAUCCUAGAUGAAAAACAAAGACAGCUCAUAACAGGGUGUUGUGUCACAUGCCUUUAAUCCCAGCACUCAGAGAGGCAGAGGCAGACAGAUCUUUGUGAGUUUGAGGCCAGCCUAGUCUCCAAAAUGAGUCCAGGCCAGCCAAGGUUACACAGAGAAACCCUGUCUCGAAACAAAAAACAACAACAAAAAAGACAGCUCAAAGGAGAUGAGGCAUUUUGACGGAGACAGAAUAUAUUAUUU